Phanerochaete carnosa HHB-10118-sp is the source of this 1377-nucleotide messenger RNA. RefSeq lists its product as uncharacterized. The record is from RefSeq and is a predicted model, not a curated record. NCBI's taxonomy places the organism in Eukaryota, Fungi, Basidiomycota, Agaricomycetes, Polyporales, Phanerochaetaceae. The transcript is spliced from 5 exons. The coding region runs from base 1 to 1377 and encodes 458 amino acids.
AUGUCAACACGAGGCAAUGGCACGUGCACCGUACAAGGUUUCCGCAUCGAGCGGGCGGAGGAUCCAGGUGCCAAGGACACGUCAGGUCUCUCCUGCUGGGCCGGAAUCGAGGACACUGUGGCGAAGGAUGAUAAGGGAAAGAUGGAUAGGUAUUCUGACGAUCUCGAUACCCUCCUCGUCGUUGAACGUUCCCCAUUUGUGAAGUUCGCAUGCUUGGUCUACUUGACACUCGCCAAGGCUGGUCUAUUCUCCGCCAUCCUCUCUGCAUUUGUCGUCCGGACCUAUCAGAUGCUCCAGCCAUCAAGCGCCGACCUUACGAACCAACUGCUUACGACGAAUAAUCAGAUGCUCGCUCAAAAUACUCAGAUACUCGCUCAAAAUAACCAGAUUUUUAAUCAGAUCCUUGCCCAAGGAUUUUCUACCACCCUCGCCGUAUCCACAUUUUCCCCUCCUCAGUUGCUAUCCCCCACCGGUCCGCCGCCGUUCCAGCCCUCGACCCCUGCACGAUGGAUCAACACGCCGUUCUUUAUCAGCCUCGUGCUCAGUCUCGCUGCGGCUCUGCUUGGAAUCCUGGUCAAGCAGUGGGUGCGCGAGUACAUGUGGUGGAACUCACCUCUCGCAACGCCGCGAGAGAACAUCAUGGUGCGCCAGUUCCGGUUCGAGGCGUGGGAGGCCUGGAACGUCACGGCGGUCGUCUUGACGGUGCCACCGCUGCUCGAGGUCGCAAUGAUCCUCUUCCUCAUUGGCAUGCUCAUCCUUCUGUGGACCUUGGACGAUAUCGUCGCGAUCUGUCUGACGGCUCUGACGGCGAUGUUUCUGUUGAUGGUUGCUGCCUUCACUGUCCUCCCCGUGUUCUCACAUCGGUGCCCAUACAAGUCUCCGACGGCACGGGCGGCCACGGCGGCCUUUGGAUUUAUGUCGCAUUUGGUGCCCUUCUGUCUGAGCUGUGCAGAGUUUAUGCUGCUCUACUACACUGUCGAGGGCGCUUAUUCAUUUGGAAACUCCGAUACGGGAAUCCGCAAUCUGCCGGGAUAUGAACAGCGAGAACGUGUCGAAUGGAAACGAAUACCACACAGCUGGCGCGACGUCGACCUCAGCAGCCGCAGAACCAUGUUGCCGCGCUUUGGGUCCCAGCAGCUCAAGUAUGAGACCUUGCAUACUGCAGCAGAGCGGACCCUUUCGGCCGAGACUUCACACGGCUCGAAGCGAAAGGUUAUUGUAGACGAGCUGUCCGUCGAGGUCAAAGAGACCGUCCUGCUCCUGCGAGUAGUGAUGUGCGGGCCGGGCCUCAAAGCCCGCGAGCCCGCCAAGCCCGGCCCAAAAAGCCUGACCCGAGCCAAGCCUGGCAGCGGGCUCAAGGCCGGGCUCGGAGCAUAG